Paralichthys olivaceus (Japanese flounder) is the source of this 2493-nucleotide messenger RNA. NCBI's taxonomy places the organism in Eukaryota, Metazoa, Chordata, Actinopteri, Pleuronectiformes, Paralichthyidae. The record is from RefSeq and is a predicted model, not a curated record.
UGCGUGCUGCAGGGCUUGCUGUCAGAGAUCCUUCGUAAGGAGGAGGAUCCUCGCUCUGCGUCUCAGUCGCUGCUCGUCAACCUGAAGGCCAUGCAGAACUUCCUCAACCUGCCCGAGGGCGAGCGUGACCGCAUCUAUCAGGAGGAGAGAGAGAGGAGCACCAACACCAACCACAACCUCUCCACCAACCACAUCUCCAAUACCAACCCACACAGACUCACACAGUCAAAGGGCAGCGUGUCCAGCGCAGAGCUGCCGCUGAAGCUCGACUCGCUGGUGAACAUCACGUCAGGAAUCUAUGACGAGAUCCAGCAGGAGAUGAAGAGGGCGAAGGUCUCCCAGGCUCUGUUCGCCAAGGUGGCCGCCAAUAAAAGUCAGGGUUGGCUCUGCGAGCUGCUCCGGUGGAAAGAGAGCCCAAGCCCCGAUAACCGCACACUGUGGGAGAACUUGUGCACCAUCAGGAGGUUCCUGGCGUUAUCGUCGACCGACCGGGACCAUGUCUAUGAAGAGGAGUCGAGGCAGCAGCACAGCGAGAGGCUCCACACCGUCCUCCACAUCCCGGACCAGCAGGCACUCCACAGACAGCCCCUGCCACCCCUUACAUCCCUGUCUCCAGUUCGUGAAGACCCACAGCCCGUCCCGCUGCCGGUGUUGCACAGCUCAGAAGACGGGCCCCAGCGUGGGAUGAGCCCUGGCCUCGGAGGACCAAAGAAAGCCCGAUCACGAACACGUAUUUCCCUGGAGGCCCUGGGAAUCCUGCAGAGCUUCAUUGGCGACGUGGGCCUCUACCCCGACCAGGAGGCCAUCCACACCCUGUCAGCUCAGCUGGACCUACCCAAACACACCAUCGUCAAGUUCUUUCAGAACCAGCGCUACAACGUCAAGCACCAUAACCAGGCCCGAGAGUCCGUCCCCGAGGAUGACGACAGGGAGAGCUUGAGUCUCAGCGAGGGAGGCGUCGGUGCGGCGGAGAGCCGAGGGGAGGAGGGCUUCUCUGCGUCUGAGGAGUCCAGUGAGGAUGGGAGAGGAUCGGUGGAGGUGUUCAGAACAGAGGGAGGAGACAAAGGAGAGGAGAGAGAGGUGGGGAUGGAGAAGGAAGAAGGGGAUGAUGGGAAAGCCUCGGGUGUGGCGACUUCCUCCCUGUCCCCUUACAGCAGCCUGGACAGCCCCCACUCUGCAGAGCAGCAGAGAUAACAGCAGAGAGACGAGCAGAGACACAACUGUGAAGACCACACACACAUUCAUCACCUUCAGAGCUGGUGAUCAGAGCUCGAUAAUAUCUGAAGAACUGUGGGAACUGGAAACUGAUCAGAAGGUACAAACACUACCUUCAGAUACCAUCAGUGAUUUUGCUCUGAUGGUAUUUUUGGAUCAUUUUAAAAGCCAUAUUUCCGCCUAAGUUUUCAGUUUUUCCAGUGAGGAUGGAAAAAGCAUUAGCUCAUCACUCGAUUUUUCCAGAUUACACAUGGUGACAGUGAAAUCUCAAAUGCUCUCUGUACUUUGUACACUACUCCUGAAGCCCAGCAAAACUAAAUGCACAGCUUCCUUAUCCAUUAUCAUAAGGAAGCCGUGUAUUUAGCUAUAAAGGACUUAGAGUUACAGUAAAUACUGAUUUCACAGAAAGAAAGAAGCUGAUUAUGCUGCAGGAGAGGUUUCCACCCUACAAAUCUUCUGACACCUUUGAAGACGACAAAGUUACGUUUAUUUCUUUAUUAUUCGAACAGGUUCUUCACUGUGGGUUUAAAGUGGAAGCACAUCGAGGGUUAAUGUCUACAGGAAAAUCCUCUCAAAACCAGUCACAUAUUAGAAAUAAUUAUAGAUCUAGACAGAGAACCUGUCUACGAAUCUAACAUUAAGUACGGUUGAGCCUUUAUUGUGACACUGAGCUGUAGCUUAUGUGAAGGUCUGUGAACUUUGGAAAAUGAAGGGAUGCUGGAAAAUAAAACUAGAACAUCCCCAAAAUGUUCUGUUCUACUUAUUUCUUUAGUAAUAUAUAAUUUAUCGUCAGUGUCCUUUCAGCUGCUCCUCCAUCAACUGAGCUGACUGGGGCACUUGAGCCUUUACUGACAAUAAAUCAGUCCCAUCCCAUCCUCACAUUCAUAUUUAUUACCAACUUUGUGUUAUUAAAGUCAAAGUAUUAUUGUUGCUUCCAUAGUUUUGCUAUGAUUCUGUUUGAUAUGACUGAAAAUGUCUUUGUAAAUGUGAUAGGAGAAGAAGUUUGAGCUCAGUGUUACACAGUUCAAGUUUAAAAGUUACGACCCUUUUGUUUACUAUUUGUAAAAGCGUUUUGUAGUGUACAAUAUAAUGUAAAUGUUGACAAUCCACCUGUCAUCACGUGUGGGAUGCAGCCUCUGUCACUGUUUUGGUUGUAUUUUGUGCCACAACGGAAGAGGGUAUGAAAAUGGAUGAUUCUGUUUCAGUUUGACAAUCACCUCUAUCCUGGACGAAGGGUCUCAUUUGUUCCACUUUGAUGGUUAACCAUUGUUUGUUUGA